Molecule: messenger RNA, 5843 nt
Organism: Thunnus maccoyii (southern bluefin tuna)
Lineage: Eukaryota; Metazoa; Chordata; Actinopteri; Scombriformes; Scombridae
Gene: wdr11
Product: WD repeat domain 11
Exons: 29
Coding region: 112-3843 (1243 amino acids)
Cellular component (GO): cytoplasm
Molecular function (GO): protein binding
Source: RefSeq, a predicted model, not a curated record
CUGUUUCACUUCCUGUUAGGAUUCACAACAGAGCCGAACCGCAGAAGCUAAUUCACUGUAGCAGCAUUUGGUCAACAAACGUGAAUGUAGCAUAAAUACUGGCCAACAAUAAUGAUUCCUUACACUGUCAACAUCAAACUCGCGGCUCGGACGUUGACUGGCACUCUCAAUUUGCAGAAUAAAACCGCAGUAGAUUGGGGCUGGCAGGGGCUGAUAGCUCAGGGAUGUCACUCCAGCAUUCUUAUCAUCGAUCCAAAGACGUCCCAGACCAUCCAGGUGUUGGAGAGGCACAAAGCCAAUGUGGUUAAGGUGAAAUGGUCCAGAGAAAACUACUACCAUAACUUGAGCUCGCCCUAUUCUCUCCGGCUGGCUUCAGGAGAUGCCGCGGGGAAGAUCAUAGUGUGGGAUGUAGUCAGCGGCACUGCCCACUGUGAGAUCCAGGAGCACUCCAAACCUAUCCAGGACUUGGAGUGGUUAUGGAACCAGGAUGCGUCUCGUGAUCUGCUGUUGGCCGUCCACCCUCCCAACUACAUUGUUCUAUGGAAUGGAGACACAGGCACCAAGCUGUGGAAGAAGAGCUACGCUGAGAACAUCCUCUCCUUUUCGUUUGACCCCUUUGACCCCUCCAACAUGGCAUUGCUGACAAGCGAAGGAAUAGUCUUCAUCACAGACUUUUCACACUCCAAACCACCAGGCAGUGCUGGCAAAAAGGUCUACAUCGCCAGCCCCCAUGCAAGCCCCGCUCACACCAAGCCUGCUCCUGCUGCUACCCCGGCCCCUACUGGAGCCAAGAAGGCCCUCAAUAAGGUCAAAGUGCUCAUCACCAAUGAAAAACCCACUGCAGAGGCGGUGACGUUGAACGACUGUCUGCAGCUGUCCUACCUCCCUUCCAAGAGGAACCACAUGCUGCUGCUUUAUCCCAGAGAGAUCCUCAUCCUGGACCUGGAGCUCAGCCAGACGGUGGGUGUGGUGGCCAUCGAGCGCUCCGGGGUGCCUUUCAUCCAGGUGAUCCCCUGUGCUCAGAGGGAUGCCCUGUACUGUCUCCAUGAGAACGGGUGUAUCACCCUUCGAGUGUGUCGCUCCACUACCGCUCCUGAAGAGGUAGCAGAUCCCGAACAGAGUAGCCAGGAGCUUGUGUAUGACCUUCGCUCUCAGUGCGAUGCUAUCCGAGUCACUAAGACAGUCCGGCCAUAUCGCAUGGUUAUCUGCCCUGUCAACGAGAACAAUGCUGCGCUCACAGUCAGCGACGGCAGAGUCAUGUUGUGGGAGCUCAAAGCCCACACCGGCAGGGCUCCUGCCAAUCCUAGUUCGGGGCUGUCGCCACUCUACUCCCCUGUGUCAUUUUGUGGAGCUCUGCUGGGUCCAAACCAGAAAAGGAUUCAGGAUCUCUCUCUCAACAGCAUGAUCGGUCAGACCUUGAUAGCUGGUGAGGUUCCUCCUCCAUCGUCCAACCAGCAAGAAGUCCAGUUGAAGUUCUUGCUCACUGGCCUACUGUCUGGUCUGCCGCUGCCACCAUUUGCCAUCCGCAUGUGUCCACCUCUUACCACCAAAAACAUCAACCAUUACCAACCCCUGCUGGCUGUUGGAACCAGUAAUGGGUCUGUGCUGGUCUAUAAUCUCACUAGUGGUCUUCUCCACAAAGAACUCAGUGUCCAUUCUUGUGAAGUCAGGGGUAUUGAAUGGGUGAGUCUUACCAGUUUCCUGUCUUUUGCCACUUCUGCUCCCAACAACAUGGGCCUAGUGCGAAACGAGCUGCAGCAUGUCGACCUGCCAACUGGCAGAUGCUUUGCAUUCAGAGGCGAACGAGGAAACGAUGAGCCACCCAUAGAGAUGAUUAAAGUGUCUCAUCUCAAACAGUACCUGGUGGUGGUGUUCAGAGACAAACCCCUGGAGCUGUGGGACAUCAGGACGGGGACACUUCUCCGAGAGAUGGCUAAGAACUUCCCCACCGUUACCGCUCUGGAGUGGUCCCCGUCACACAACCUGAAGAGUCUGAAGAAGAAGCAGAUGGCGGCGAGGGAGGCCAUCGCGCGGCAGACGGUGUCAGACGCCGAGCAAAGUAGCGUUGAAUCCUCAGUCAUCAGUCUCCUGCAGGACGCAGAGAGCAAGUCAGAGACGAGUCAGGCUAUCUCAGCCAGGGAGCAUUUUGUAUUCACUGACACAGACGGGCAGGUCUACCACAUCACUGUGGAAGGCAACACAGUCAAAGACGGAGCACGAAUCCCUCCUGAUGGUAGUAUGGGUAGUAUCGCCUGCAUCGCCUGGAAAGGUGACACCCUGGUGCUUGGAGACGUGGAUGGCAAUCUCAACUUCUGGGACCUCAAAGCUCGUUUGUCCAGGGGAAUACCAACACACCGUGGCUGGGUGAAGAAAAUUCGCUUUGCACCAGGGAAGGGCAACCAGAAGCUUCUGGUCAUGUACACAGAUGGAGCAGAAGUCUGGGACACCAAAGAAGUCCAAAUGGUCAGCAGCAUGCGGAUUGGUCGCAACGUGAACUACCGCAUCCUAGACAUCGACUGGUGCACAUCAGACAAAGUCGUGCUAGCCUCAGAUGACGGCUGUAUCCGCGUGCUGGAGAUGGCCAUGAAGUCUGCAAGCUACCGUAUGGAUGAACAAGAUCUGACCGAUUCAGUGUGGUGUCCUUACCUGCUGAUGCCCCGAGCUUCCCUCACCCUCAAAGCUUUCCUCUUGCUGCAGCCCUGGUCAGGAACCUUCACCAUGGACAUCACUCAAGUAGACUACAAUGAGAAAGUUGAGAUAAAAGGCCUGAUCCAGGAGCAGCUCAACUCCUUGUCUAAUGAUAUGAAGAGUGUGCUACAGGACCCAGAGCUCAGCCUGCUGCAGCGCUGCCUCCUGGUGUCACGGCUGUUUGGGGACGAGUCGGACCUUCACUUCUGGACAGUAGCGUCCCACUACCUCCAGUCCUUCGCCCAGGCUCGCCAACUCAGCGUGUCCACAGCAGAAGGUCAGGCUCAAAAUGAAGGAACCCAGCAGUCACUUCACAACCAUCUGGACAUCUGCCAUGACGUCCUGUGUGAGAGCUCUUACUUCCAGAAGUUCCAGUUGGAUCGAGUUCACCUGCAGGAGGUGAAGCGCUCCAGUUAUGAACACACUAAGAAAUGUGCUGACCAGCUCCUCCUGCUGGGUCAGACGGACCGGGCAGUGCAGUUACUAUUGGAGACUAGUGCAGACAAUUCCAGCUACUACUGUGAUUCACUCAAGGCCUGCUUAGUGACCACCAUCACCUCCUCGGGCCCGUCCCAGUCUACCAUCAAGCUAGUGGCCACCAAUAUGAUCGCCAACGGCAAGCUAGCGGAGGGAGUACAGCUGUUGUGUUUGAUUGACAAGGCGGCGGAUGCCUGCCGCUACUUGCAGACCUACGGGGAGUGGAACCGUGCCGCCUGGCUGGCUAAGGUGCGUCUGAACCCAGCAGAGAGCUCAGACGUGCUGAAGCGAUGGGCAGAACAUCUGUGCUCCCCACAGGUCAACCAGAAGUCCAAAGCCAUCCUGGUGCUGCUUUCUCUGGGCUGCUUUUACAAAGUAGGAGAGAUGCUCCACAGUAUGAGGCACUUUGAUCGCGCCGCCCUCUUCAUUGAAGCCUGUCUGAAGUAUGGGUUGAUGGAGGCCAAUGACUCUUCCAAUAAGCUUAUUGAAGCUGCAUUUUUGGACUAUGCACGGCUGCUCCGCACGCUGGGACUGCGGGAGGGAGCUGCUCUGUGGGCAUCGCGUGCUGGCAGCGCUGGGGAGCAGCUGAUGGAGGAGCUGUUCCAGGGAGAGGGAGGUGUGGCAGAAGCCAUUCUUGGCGAAGAGGAAGUUGAGCUGGGCCAAGAGAGCACGGAGUGACCCUCGAGGUUGGGAGGUUCGGGGGAGAACGGAUGACAUGCUCUUCGUUCAAAUCAAGAGUUGGGCAUUCAAUUUAACUUCAGUAACUUUACUAUAGUGUAGGGAAUCCAGGAGGAAUCAUGAUCAUCAAGACAUGAGAGAUGAGGAGCAUCCUCCAUGUGAAGUUGUCAGUCUGUCACUGGAGUAUGCCCGUGUCUGUGGCUGUAAUGAGUUUGACAUUUCCUAAUGUUUGGUAUGACCAGUAUGUGUUUGUGUGCAUUUAUGUAUGCAUGUAACAGCCCCAAAAGAAACACAUGUUUAUCCUCAUUCCCCCAACAAGGGAAGUAAUAUACAUCGUCAUCCACCUUGAUAUAAAUCUGUGUUUUUUCGUUAGUUAAUGAAUUUAACUCAUUUGAUUUUUUUUAAUGGUUGCUUGUUAAGCUUUAUUUCACGUGCCUGUAUUAACUUCAAAGUACUGUUGUAGCUUUACAGGUUUAGAUUUAAUUUGCCUUUUUUGCGGAAUGUGGCACAUUGAAAAUAUCCCCAAAUAUCCCUACUUCAUUUUGAGAAUGCACUGGCAUCGUAGAAGGCUUCACUUACCAGCAGCCUACUCCAUGACUGAAUUCCAAAAUUUUGCACUUUUGAUUUAACCAAAAACACCACUUUAUUUGAAUGAUAAUUUAUGUGACCUUCCAUGUUACUGAGACACAAUAUUUCUCUAGACAGACUCAUAACAGACCGGAUGUUUUUGUCCUCAGCAGGUGGUGCUGUAUAAGUGAGUGACCAAAGCCUGCUUCAGCACAAGCCUCUGCAGCUGCAACUGUGGGAUGGCAGUAAGAUUUGUUAGCUAGGCCACCAUGCACUUAUUAGUUACUUAUUGGUAUACUGCCUCCCUGAACACAGAGGGGGGAGGCUGACCGCUGCCAUCUUAGUGAUCCCAUUUAAUUAGCUUGUGUAGAGUUUGGUGCAGUUAAAUAGAUGUGUUUUUCAUUGAUUCAUUCCACUCAUCCAAAUGGAAUUUUUAAUUUUCUACUUUUAUGAAGACUUGACAGGAUAUUUGCUCCGUGUAUUUCCUUGAUGUUUGUAUAAUGAGGCUGUUCUCUGGCGUGUGUAUUAACAAGAAGAGCUGUCAAAAUGUGUUGUAACUCAUUUUAAUCAGACCUCUGAUGGAUCAUUUACGCACAAAUAAUAAUCCCUGCUGCUCCCGCUGUUGCUCGUCAAAAUUGCAAACCUGACACGCAGUUUGGGAAAUGGUUUGUACUCGGCGCCAUGGCUCCUCCGCCUUGCUGUUGCCUCAUUUUCACUUAUUAAAUGUCUACUGAUCAUCAAAAUCAUCUGUAUGACAAUGCAAAGACUUUGUAUGCGCGGUGGUUGUUUGUUUAAUUGCCUUGUAAUGUGUUUUAGUUGUCCUGAAACGAGACAGUAACUCCAUCCGCGGGACCUUUAGUGUGUUAUUGUGUUUCAUAAACACGUCAGUGCUGUUUCUCUUCUGUGUAACAGUGAACCCCAGGCAGUGUCACUAUGGCAACCCAGGCCUAUUUUAGGGGACAACAUAUUGUUCCUUUAUAUCCAUUUCACAUAGUCCCACUAACAUACUGUAUCUCAUCCAGAGCUAGCAUAGAUUCACACAACUCAACGGAUAAUCAGCUGUAGUUUCCCUGAUGCUGUGUGUCCUCCUCCAAUCACAUCAUGCAGUAUUGUGAAGCAACAUGUAUUGUACUGCCUCCUUAUGAUUAGGCAUUAGUUUGAUUAACACUCGCUGCUUUCUUUAUACUUAGAUGAACUUUACAAAUAACGCUCUGUUCAAAAUUCAGGCAUGUAGCCAAGAGAGAAGACAUGCCUUAAACGGUGUAUUUUCAUUGUAAUCAAUCAUUGUAAUGGUGUCAAAGUUCAGCCUUUUUUUCCAUUGUUCUCUGUUCAUGGUUUACACAGUGAUCCUAAUGCUUUAAGCUAUAUAUAUAUUACAAGAGAAAAAAAAAAAGAUUUAUGUACAUAUAGAUGGCAAUAAAAAAUCAAUAUUA